CAUUUAUCCCCUCAUCUUCUAGCUAUGGCAACUAAACUACCGAUCGGAGGCGGCAAGAGUCCGUAUGCAGCUUUCUCCCGGCAAUCGAGCGCGGGCACGCUCAAUCGAUCCUUGGAUGUUUCCCCCUGCAGCAGCAACACGAUAUUGGCCCAAUCCGUGACAUUCGACCUCAACCCGAACGCCACGACAUUUAUUCCUAGUCGCUUUGUAGAGCAUGGCUACUUUCCUCCACCUGCUUACACACCGGAGGCGUGGUUGCACAUCCUCGAUUCUGGCAUGCUGGCAUCCAAUCCCUCUCUGCCACCUCUCUUGGUACAGUUUGGACCGUGGUCAUCUGAGAAAUUACGCGACCUCGCUCAACUUUUCUGCUGGGAAAUUUUAGCAAAAGCGAAUAUCGUAGAUUUUGGACCGGAGGCAGCGCUCUUUGCGCGAGACGUGCGCGAUAACUUUAAGAUUCAUCACUCCGAGUGGGUCUCCAGCUGCUUCGUGGCCCACUUGCAAAAGGCCGUCUUGGAACACUUUAAUUCGUUCUGGUGUUCUCUUGAUAAUCCGGAUGUCAUUUCCCAAAGGAAAAAACUCGAAACCAAACGGUGGAAUGUCGCGUUGGAGAUUUCUUGUUUCAUCGCAGACUUGUUCUCAUUUAGCCUCAUCGACGCAUCGAUUAUGCACGAGUGUCUGGGAAUUCUGUUGUACGAAAUGGUUAGCGUGCAACACGUACGCGUUGUUCAAUCCAUGGUUAAACGCGCCGGACCGACGUUAUGGCAAACAGCCGAUAGUCAUGAACGCCGCCAGGAAUUCAUCAGGCAUUUUAUGGACCGUACCUCAAAACUUCCAGACAAUUCAAGCCUGACUGGACGAGAAAAAAUUAUCCGUAAGGCGAUAGAGGCUGAUGAUAUCAUCGCGCUGAUCAAUGGAUGGCACGCGCGGCGGUCAGAGUACCGUUCGCCUGCGGUGAAAUCCAUUUGGGGAUCGUCUGGCCUUAAUAUGUAG
This is a messenger RNA of Suillus bovinus, 990 nucleotides long. RefSeq lists its product as uncharacterized. Lineage: Eukaryota; Fungi; Basidiomycota; Agaricomycetes; Boletales; Suillaceae. The coding region runs from base 25 to 990 and encodes 321 amino acids. The transcript has 3 exons. The record is from RefSeq and is a predicted model, not a curated record.